CAUUGCUAUGUUAACGAGGAUUUAGGUUAGGCUGCCGCUCAAGUUAAGGAUUCUUCCUCCUCAUUCUCAUCUGAUGAAGAUGAUGGAAGUUCAGAGGAUGAGACAUACAAUCCUCCUUCAGAUGCAUAUGAUGAGAUUAGUGACACUAAUGGUGACGAAGACAGAAUGAAGCUGAGGACACAUACUAAUAAGAAGGCUGCUAAUGAGAAAGAUGAUUGUGAUAAUGGGAAGGGUGGUGCUGACGGGAAGGCUGCUAGAAAUGUGAAUACGGACAAGAAGAAGGCUAAUUCAAGGAAGUAUGCGGGGAAAAAAAAGAAACAUGCUUGGCCCAACUUUAGUCCUAGUGGAAGGGGUAAUGUUAGAUUUGGUUCAGGGGGCAAUAUAGGUGGACAACAUACUGGACUUAGUGGUUCUAAGGCCCAACCUGGUUCUAGACAAGAUAAAAGUGGGUCAAGUCACACUAAGGAUUUUGAGCCCAUUAUAGAAGAAGUUGAUUCUGAAGAAGAGAAAGAGUAUGUUUAUGAGAGUGAAGCAUUUGUGUCCCCUAUUUCAUCAGAUGAUAAAGGAGGUAAUAAACACCAAUGUCCAGAGCACAAAACAGGUUAUGGCUAUGGAGAAGUGUACUUUGAGUUGGGUAUGGAGUUUGACACAAUGGCUGAGUUCAAGGAGUGCUUGAAGGAUUACUUUGUUUAUGAGGGAAAGGAAUGCCCAUAUAUUCAUGUAUACUAUGCUAUCAUUAGUUAUAUCAAGUUUAUCUACUCUGUCAUUAUGGUAUUUGAUUUAUUAAAAUUGUAUAUAGGGCUUCCAUGCAAGCAUGCAGUUGCUGCAAUUUUUAGAUUGAAAAAGAUGGGAUACAAAUUAGAAGACUUUGUCGAUAAGUCACUGACAGUGGAUGCUGUCUGA
This is a messenger RNA of Arachis ipaensis, 903 nucleotides long. The record is from RefSeq and is a predicted model, not a curated record. NCBI's taxonomy places the organism in Eukaryota, Viridiplantae, Streptophyta, Magnoliopsida, Fabales, Fabaceae.